AUGAAUCCAGCAGCACUUUACAAAUACUCUCGUAUAGGCUCAACCUCUAUUUUAAAUUCUACUGCUACUGCUUCUUUCCGAGAACAGGCAUUAAAAAGAAUCGGUAAUAGCAGCAACAGAUUAGCAGUUCGUCACUCGGGUUCAUAUCAUUUCGAAAAUCACCUUCCCUUCGGAACUGAAAACAAACCAAAGCUCGUAUUAUACAUGACGCUUUAUCUGGGUCUUGGGUUUUCAAUUCCAUUCAUUGGUGCCAUAUGGCAAUUUCGUAAAGCAGGAAGACCUAUUUUCCAUCUUGGUCCUCCCAUAGAAUCUUAA
Molecule: messenger RNA, 315 nt
Organism: Ambispora gerdemannii
Lineage: Eukaryota; Fungi; Glomeromycota; Glomeromycetes; Archaeosporales; Ambisporaceae
Source: the annotation of a GenBank genome assembly